UUACCUAAUUCUUCUCGUCGCUCACUUCAAAGUAGAAAAAUCAAACUUCCUUUUCCACACUUCUCUGGCUAUGGCUGAUCUCCAAGUCAUAUCGAAAUUCGUGAUCAUCUUCACCUUCAUCGCGUUCCAUGCAAUUCUAACUUCCGAGGGGAGGUCAAUAAACUCAGCAUGGAAGGAUGAACUCCGUUCAAUAAACAACAAAAACCAAAUGCAAGAACAAGCAUCGCAAUUUAUCACUCCAAGUCAGUCUCCUAAGAAUGAUGAUCGUUCUGAUGUGGGGAAGAAAACGGUUCCUUCACCUACAGCACAUGAUCAGGCGGUUGAUUCGGGCAAGUCAGAGGCAGUGUACAAGGAUGAUUUGCGCCCCACAAACCCCAGGAACAGCCCCAGAGUGGGCCAUUCUUUUGUUGGCUUAAAGAAUGAAGCUGUUCGACCGAAAGCUCUGAGCGGCAAUGAGGAAAGGCUAACUGUUACGGGGACACCAGACGACUUCCAAUCCACUAGACCGGGUCACAGCCCCGGUGUUGGCCAUGUUUUUUAAAGCAAGAAUGAGGAACCAAAAGCCUAAAUACUUCAAAAUAAAAAGUUGAAGCUGUGUUGUGUUGUGUAAGUCCUGUCAAUUCUGGUUCAGUUAGGUCUCAUGUCCCAAAAUGUUAUUCUUCAGUUUCUCUGGAAAUGGUUCUGCUCGGUGUGUAUAAAAUUAUCUGUCAAUUUGGCAUUGAGAUAUGUAAUCAUUAAAUAAUAUUCAUCAGCUAUCAUAUGCGUUG
Molecule: messenger RNA, 767 nt
Organism: Syzygium oleosum
Lineage: Eukaryota; Viridiplantae; Streptophyta; Magnoliopsida; Myrtales; Myrtaceae
Exons: 1
Coding region: 71-541 (156 amino acids)
Biological process (GO): regulation of leaf morphogenesis; regulation of root development; nitrate import
Cellular component (GO): extracellular region
Molecular function (GO): hormone activity
Source: RefSeq, a predicted model, not a curated record